Messenger RNA from Dioszegia hungarica, 462 nucleotides. Its product is annotated as chaperone. The record is from RefSeq and is a predicted model, not a curated record. NCBI's taxonomy places the organism in Eukaryota, Fungi, Basidiomycota, Tremellomycetes, Tremellales, Bulleribasidiaceae. Gene Ontology annotation, biological process: proteasome assembly. The transcript has 4 exons. Gene Ontology annotation, cellular component: cytoplasm; nucleus. Bases 1 to 462 code for a protein of 153 amino acids.
AUGCGCCUUGUUCCCGCUACCACCCCCGUGUCGAACGAGCAGCACCUCGUGUCCGUUGCUGCCACAGCACACCCCGUCACUGGGACACACGAUGCUAUGCGGUAUGGUCUCAAGACAGCCGCUCAGGGUCUUGCUGCUGGGAACCAAUCACCACUUCAAGCACGAUUGGAGAAGUGGGCUUCAACCCAAUCAUCAUUAAACCAGACCAUCCAGCGCGCCAACUUUGGUCUCGCAGUCCCAUUACGCCAAGCCAUGGAAAUCAAGCUUGUCGCCGAGAACCCCCACAACCCCCUUAUGCUCUCCUCCUCCGCUCACCCCGUCGGCGGGUCCCACAACCUCGCCCUCGAGAUCUUGUCAGGCGCAGACGAGACGCUCGACGCGCAGGACUUUAUGGGCGGGGAUAGGCUGCUGGGCGAGGUGGUGGAUGUUACGUCGGCGAUGGAGCGGAGUCGGGGGAUAUAG